Molecule: messenger RNA, 2097 nt
Organism: Penicillium angulare
Lineage: Eukaryota; Fungi; Ascomycota; Eurotiomycetes; Eurotiales; Aspergillaceae
Product: tryptophan synthase
Exons: 3
Coding region: 1-2097 (698 amino acids)
Biological process (GO): L-tryptophan biosynthetic process
Cellular component (GO): cytoplasm
Molecular function (GO): tryptophan synthase activity
Source: RefSeq, a predicted model, not a curated record
AUGGAGGCAAUCAAACAAGUCUUCGCGACCUGCAAAGCAGACAAUCGCGCCGCGCUGGUUACAUACUUAACAGCCGGAUACCCCGAUAUCAAUGAGACAGUUGAGAUAAUGCUCUCAAUGCAAUCUGGAGGCGCAGAUGUUAUCGAGCUCGGUAUCCCAUUCACAGAUCCUCUGACGGAUGGAACAACAAUUCAGAACUCAAACGCCGUGGCACUUCAAAAUGGUGUCCGGAUCCCAAAUAUGCUCUCCAUGGUCCGCCAAGCAAGACAGAAGGGACUAUCCGCUCCGGUACUACUAAUGGGAUACUACAAUCCUGUACUUGCGUAUGGAGAGGAGAAAAUAAUUCGGGAUUGUCGCGAUGCAGGCGUGAAUGGAUUUAUCAUCGUUGAUUUACCGCCAGAGGAGGCAGUGCGGUUCAGAGAUUUGUGUAAACGGGAUGGGCUUUCCUACGUUCCUCUCGUCGCACCCGCAACUCCAGACUCAAGGAUGAAAAUGCUCUGUGGAAUUGCGGACUCAUUCAUAUACGUCGCCUCUCGGAUGGGAGUAACCGGUGCCACCGAAGCGCUGGAUGAAGGGCUAGAAACACUUCUUAAGCGCGUCCACCUCUACACAGGGGAUGGUGUUCCAGCCGCAGUUGGUUUCGGGAUCAACACAAGGGAGCACUUUGUGAAAGUCGCACGUAUCGCGGAGGGGGUGGUAAUUGGCAGCAAAAUCAUCACUGUGCUACGAGAUGCACAGCCUGAAAAAAGAGCCGAGGCGGUCCAAGAAUACUGCAUGCAUGUUAGUGGACGAACAGAGCCCAGAGUUAUCUCAAAUGAACCUGCAAAAUCGCCAUCGCCAUCACCAUCCAAGGACCAAAAUGAGCAAAGCGCACCAAUUCAAAUCACCCAAUCAAUUUUGAGCAACGCAGACAAACAUAUGCGCUUCGGCCAAUUCGGCGGCCAAUACGUUCCGGAAGCUUUGAUGGAAUGUCUUACAGAGCUAGAGGAAGGGUUUCAAAAAGCAAAAGUCGACCCAGCCUUUUGGGCUGAGAUUCGCUCUUUCGACGCAUACACGAAUAGACCCUCGAAUCUCCAUCUCGCUCCGCGUUUAACAGCCCAUGCAGCUGGUGCGCGUAUCUGGUUAAAGCGCGAAGAUUUGAACCAUACAGGAAGUCACAAGAUCAAUAAUGCACUGGGACAAAUUGUCCUAGCGCGUCGACUGGGAAAGACGGCUAUCAUUGCUGAAACAGGUGCGGGACAACAUGGCGUAGCGACAGCAACGUUGUGUGCGCAUUUCGGACUCAAAUGUACGAUUUUCAUGGGUUCUGAAGAUGUCCAGCGACAGGCGCUGAAUGUGUUUAGGAUUAAAUUGCUUGGCGCAACUGUCAUUCCUGUUCCUGGGGCGAAGGGAGAAAAAGGCACCCUUCGGGAUGCGGUCAAUGCUGCGUUUAGAACGUGGGUAACUGAGCUUAAAACGACGCAUUUUGUUAUCGGCUCUGCAUUUGGACCAUACCCAUACCCUGGGAUUGUGCGAACACUUCAAUCUGUCAUUGGAACUGAGACCCGUGAACAGUUUCAAGCUGAGAAAGGGAAACUGCCUGAUGCCGUUGUUGCAUGUGUGGGUGGAGGAUCUAAUGCUUCGGGAAUGUUUCAUCCGUUCUUGGAGGAUGAGAGUGUUGCAUUAGUUGGAGUUGAGGCGGGAGGUAAUGGGGAAGAGAUUGGACAGCAUUCUGCGACAUUGGGACGUGGAAGUGUUGGUGUUUUGCAUGGGGUGAGGACUUACGUGCUUCAGGAUGAGGAUGGUCAGAUUUCUGAUACGCAUUCUAUUUCUGCGGGAUUGGAUUAUCCCGGUGUUGGGCCGGAGUUGUCUGCUUGGAAGGAGUCUGGACGGGCUAGUUUCAUUGCUGCUACGGAUGAGGAUGCGUUGGAUGCUUUCCGGUUGUUGAGUCAGACUGAGGGUAUUAUUCCGGCGUUGGAGAGUGCGCAUGCUGUUGCUGGGGCUGUUAGGGUUGCGAGGGAGCUUGGUCCGGAUAAAGACGUUGUUAUUUGUCUUUCUGGGAGGGGAGAUAAAGAUGUCCAGACUGUGGCUGCUUUGAUGGGAGAGACUUUGGUCUGA